Molecule: messenger RNA, 1190 nt
Organism: Olea europaea var. sylvestris
Lineage: Eukaryota; Viridiplantae; Streptophyta; Magnoliopsida; Lamiales; Oleaceae
Exons: 8
Coding region: 183-1019 (278 amino acids)
Biological process (GO): proton transmembrane transport; potassium ion transport
Cellular component (GO): mitochondrial inner membrane
Source: RefSeq, a predicted model, not a curated record
UCAAACUUCAUUGAGUAGAAGCCUACGUGGAUUCCAUUUCAUCGUCAUCCUCCAAAUACUCUCAGCACCCGGACUCCGUCGCUUCAAUACCGUUUCUUUGCUGCUAAGUUUCAUCUUCAAAUCAAUUUCCCAGUACAAAAUAAGCGUAAAAUCCCAUUCAACUUCAAGAUUACUAUUCAAGCAUGAAGGCUCGAUUGGUUGUGUUUCCUAUUAAAGGAAGGAACUGGUGUUUUAGCAGUUCCAUUGAUUCUGGGACUGUAGCCUCUCAAUCUUCCAACACUCCUUCCACGUUCAAAGACCUCUGGAAAGCAAUUUUUUCUUCUCCAUACAAAACAAAUAACGCUUCUGAUGGCUCCAAAGUUGAACUUGUUGUGGAUUUUGCUGCGAACAAGAUGAAUAGAGCUUGGACUAAUCUGGAGAAAGCGCCUCAAGGGACUUUGAAGAACAAGGUUCAUAGGGUUGGAUUGAAGCUGUUGUCACGUGUGAAGCCGACGGAGAUUUUAUUCAAAUCCAUUCCAAAGGAGCUUAAAUGUGUAGAGAUCACAUAUCCAUCGAGUUUGAAUCCACGACUUGUCCGCCGAAGAUUACGGCAUAUAGCCUUCAGGGGCUCAGUUAUUCACAAGCAGUACUUCUAUAGAUCAGCGAUAUUGCUGCCACUGACAUCAGUUUUUAUGGUUCUUCCCUUGCCUAACAUCCCAUUCUUUUGGAUCUUAUUCCGUACUUAUUCGCACUGGAGAGCUGCUAAGGGAAGUGAGAAGCUUCUUAAUGUAGUCACCGAUGAUUCCUCUUGUCCGAAUCAGCAUCUUGAGAUGAAGAAGGGUGAGAGUACAACAUCAAACUCUAAUAAAGGAAGUGAUGAAUCCGUUGGUCCUUCAUGGGUUUUCGACCCGUCCAAGGAACUUGACGAGGUUAUUCACCAUGAUGAUUCCAAUGGUCUUAGUAAAUGUAGUAUAAAGAAAAUCUGCGAGAAAUUCAAUUUGAAUACAAUGAAUGUGAUAAAGUACCUAGAUUCCAUGUAAUUUCUAUGAACGUCAAUUUUCAUUCUGUUGACAGAUUCGGUAAUUUUUCCAGAAAUUUUGCCAGUUGAUCUAAUCUUCCUUGUAGAAACUGAACGUAAUAUGUAGAGCACUUGUGCGAUUAGAUCUACAUAGUUUCAAAUCACAUAGAAGUUGCGUGUAAUUUUAAUGCAA